Hylaeus anthracinus is the source of this 2448-nucleotide messenger RNA. Its product is annotated as pyrokinin-1 receptor-like. Gene Ontology annotation, cellular component: plasma membrane. Gene Ontology annotation, biological process: neuropeptide signaling pathway. Bases 350 to 1996 code for a protein of 548 amino acids. NCBI's taxonomy places the organism in Eukaryota, Metazoa, Arthropoda, Insecta, Hymenoptera, Colletidae. The transcript is spliced from 4 exons. The record is from RefSeq and is a predicted model, not a curated record. Gene Ontology annotation, molecular function: neuromedin U receptor activity.
UCGAAGUUUUCGGAAACGGUCGACCCUGUCCCCUGAAACGGGUCGUCCCCCAGGCGUCCCUGAUGGGCGGUGCGUCACCAGACCCGGCCUCAGCGGUGAAAGUUCGUUUACCCCGUUGAAUUUAAGGAGCUAGUUCCUUCAGAGCGAAACCGGUACCGGGGCUAGCCCUUAAAUGGCGAAAACAAGUUCGCUCACCCCUCCACCGGACAAUCCUUCAAUCAGCGUCGAAGAUAAUGCGAUCAAUCGAUGCGAUCGAACCCAGCCAGCAGAAUCCGAACAAUCACCGCGAUGAAAGGGGUUGCCCUCUGAUCAGAGCUGUCCAAGUACCACGCGGAACAAUCCGUCCAGAAUGGACGACCCUAUAGCCUCGCUCAUGCCUGGCAUGUCCAACGUGACGUACCCCGAUCUCCAAGACCACAGCCAGGACUCGUUCGGUCUCUACAACGACACCCACCCCGAGGACCCGUUCGUAAGCAACCACCACCCGCCCUACAGAGACUCCCUGUACAUCGUGGUGCCCGUCACUAUCAUCUACAUCUCCAUCUUCGUGACCGGGACGAUAGGAAACAUCAGCACGUGCAUCGUGAUCGCGCGCAACAAGUCCAUGCACACAGCCACCAACUACUAUCUAUUCAGCCUGGCGGUGUCCGACCUGUUGCUGCUCGUCUCCGGCCUGCCGCCCGAGAUCUACAUGGUCUGGUGCAAGUACCCCUACAUAUUCGGCGAGGGGUUCUGCGUUCUGAGAGGCCUGGCGGCCGAGACGUCCGCGAACGCCUCGAUCCUCACCAUCACAGCCUUCACCGUCGAGAGGUACGUGGCCAUUUGCCAUCCGUUCCUGGCGCACACCAUGUCAAAGCUAACCAGGGCGGUGAAGCUGAUCCUGAUCAUCUGGCUCGUGUCACUGUCCUUCGCGCUACCUCAGGCCCUCCAGUUCGGUCUCGUCCAGCACAACGUGAAUCCCAAUAUAGUGAUGUGCACCAUGAAGAGGAUCAUAGUGAACCACUCGUUCGAGCUCUCCACGUUGCUCUUCUUCAUGAUACCCAUGAGCCUGAUCACUGUCCUCUACGCGCUGAUAGGAUUGAAGCUGAGAAAGUCCAACAUGAUGAAACGCAGCCACGGAAGCGAGGAGGGUGGCAGCUGCAGGCACCAUCCUGGCAGGUCCUCGAGGAGAGUCUUGAAGAUGCUUGUGGCAGUGGUGAUAGCGUUCUUCAUCUGCUGGGCGCCGUUUCACGUGCAACGAUUGAUCGCCAUCUAUGGUACGAGGCCGGACCACAUCUCCUCGAACAGCAAAUGGAUAGAAUUCCUUUAUUUACUCAUGACCUACAUAUCCGGCGUCCUCUACUACGUGUCCACGACGAUUAACCCGAUUCUCUACAACAUCAUGUCGAACAAAUUCCGCGUGGCUUUCAUGGAAACCCUGUCGAGGAACUGCAGGAUCACGAGGCUGACGAUCAGGAACGAGCAACGUUCCUACUCCAGUCUGUCCAGAUCCCAGGCGAAGGUGAUGGGCACUUACAGUUCCAGGACAGCUGGUACAGCGGGCACCGCGGUUCCCCAUGAAAGCACAGACUGUUCAGGGAAUUCCGGUCGGGACGAAAGCCCCAAACAAACGACGUCAUUGAUAGAGCAGGUGGCGAUGAACGCACAGGGCAAUGGCAAGAUGGCGACGGAACGGAAUGGCGGGGAGGUCAGGAACACAGAGAUAGCCAAGGAUGUCCGGAGUAAGACCUCUGUCAAGUAUCAGAGGAACGAGGAGUCCAGAAAGUCCGCGCCAGCCAAGUACGCUGCGGUGAAGGUGUCUAACGUCGACGGGUCUAGGAAGAAGUGGUGGCGCCUGUUGAAGUGGUUCCCAGGUUUAGAGUCCCUGAAGCUCGCCAGGAGGACCACAUACGCCACCCCGGAGAACCGCAUUCUGGAGAACACCAAUCUCCAUCGCGAGGAAUUCUCGAUGACCAUGUGGAACGUGCACGAGGCCAACGAUCAGCGACCUGUUUGAGGGAUAGCCGAACAGGAAAGAUAUUGGUGGUAACCAUCAGGGCCUGUAGCGUGCGAAUAUGCAGCUACAGUACGGGCUUAGCAACCCCAAGGUACCCUAGCUAGAUGGGGGCCAGUGGGCCUUAACAGACGUGUACAAAAAACAAGACCAACGUAAAUGUAAUAUACAGAGUUGCGAUGACGCGAAUUAAGCCAAAAUUAAGGAGUUAUGUAAGGCAAAGCAAUCUCACGCAGAAUAGAAAAAAUUAUAAUAUGAAAAAAUUAUGUUACGAUGUAUGGAUGCAGUACAAUUCAGUGGAAUACCUGAAAGAUAUUGAUGGGAAAUUGUAAAGAAAGACAGUGUAGAAUCGGAGUUCAUCCUUUGCACUUUAAAUAAACAUAUGAAAACGAAAAAUGUUGGUGGCGCCAUCCGUGGCAAAACGCCCAAGUUUGUCGUCAGACUAGUUUCUAGUA